Molecule: messenger RNA, 1582 nt
Organism: Lepus europaeus (European hare)
Lineage: Eukaryota; Metazoa; Chordata; Mammalia; Lagomorpha; Leporidae
Gene: PCBD2
Product: pterin-4 alpha-carbinolamine dehydratase 2
Exons: 4
Coding region: 1030-1446 (138 amino acids)
Biological process (GO): tetrahydrobiopterin biosynthetic process
Molecular function (GO): 4-alpha-hydroxytetrahydrobiopterin dehydratase activity
Source: RefSeq, a predicted model, not a curated record
UCGGCUGUACCACAGCGCUGGCCCCUCUGAUGGUUCUUUUUUUUUUUUUUUUUGGCAGUGGGCACAGUUUAUUCCACUUCAUGCAGACUCUGACCCACUCGUUUGGUUCUUAAGGGUGCGCUGUUUUUCAUAAUAAUCCUUUACGUGUUUUAAGUAGCAAACAUUCUCAUUUUUCUCUUUUGUCAGUUUUGGGGAAAGGUAGGUGACCUAGCAAGGAGGAGAAACUAGGAAAGUGGUUCUUCAGCAUCCUUUUUCCUUUUCAUGGAACAAACUUGCGUCAGUAUCCGAGAGAGAUGCGUGGGAUCCUGGAGCAGGCAGUGAGUGGCAGCUUCAUGGUGCAGAGCCUGGAGAACCCCGCUCAGCCCCGAGUCUAGGAGUUUCUGUUUUCUGGGCGGUGGCUUCUCUCUCACCUGAGCCUGUGGUGGGCCUGCGGGUGGAUGAGGCAGGGGGUCUUGGCUGGCGCUGAUGCUGGGAUGCGAACCCAGAUCCCCGAGUUCUGGUGGAGAGUUAGGGUUAGCUCGCUGGCUGUGAUGUUUAGAAACAGAGCGGCUGAAGACAUGUGGUCCCGCUAAGCAGCAGAGCCUGGGAUUGGGAUGUCGUCACCAGGGAGGAGGGACAGGGUGGACUGGGCGCAGGAGGGCUUCGGACUGGACAGUGUCCUGGCCAACCUGUGCUAGGAGCGUGUCCUGGUGCUCAGAAAAGCGUGUCGCGAACUCACUCCACCAGGGAACGGACUUUGAGCCCGUGGCUCAGGGGCUCUGUGGCCCCCCGGUAAUUAUAUAGAGCCCCGUGUAGGUGGGGCUGAUUUUCAUCAUACAGAAAAGGAGCAGGAAUCCCGCAUGGUGAAAACCCAUGUGAAUGGGCAGCACAGGCUAGCGAGGUGGUCUGUGCCCAUGCAAAGAGCGCGGACGGGGGGUUUGGAGCCCUGGGUGCAUUCCUGGUCUGCUUGUAUCCUUAACCUCCAGGGAAGCUGAGUUGUGAAGUAGAGGCAGCAGCGUGGGCCUGGGGACCCUGUAUCGUGGAGGCCACAUGUUCCCUGCAGAGCUGACCUUGGUUUUGUCCAUCUUUGGAGAACAGUGGGGUGAAAGACGGUUGGAAUUUGUUACCCUGGGACCUUAUUCUGCAUCUUGCGUUAAGUCGGCGGAUGCUCAGUGGCUGACGGCGGAGGAGAGGAGAGAAGCCGUACUUGACCUCAAAGCAGCAGGAUGGGCGGAAUUAAGCGAGAGAGACGCCAUCUACAAAGAGUUCUCCUUCAAAAACUUUAAUCAGGCGUUCGGCUUCAUGUCCCGAGUGGCCCUGCAGGCAGAGAAGAUGAACCAUCACCCGGAGUGGUUCAAUGUGUACAACAAGGUGCAGAUAACUCUCACCUCGCAUGACCGUGGGGGACUCACCCGAAGAGAUGUGAAGCUGGCCAAGUUCAUCGAAAAAGCGGCUGCCUCCGUGUGAUUUCUUCCAGAGAGCGUGUGCAGUCUGCUGCAUGUCUUAGCGAGACAGCUUACACCAACAAAUUAAAUUGUAAACUCCCUGCCUUUAUACAGCAUUUGAAAAAUCAGUGCCUAAAUACAAAAUAGUUGAAACCUGA